CUUUGCAUUGUUCAAACUCGUUGCAAUCUCGCGAGAUUACACGAUUUCUCUGUGAGGAGAAGAACGGCUCUUAACAAGCCCACUCUGUCCAGUCGUUUUGUACGGGCUUAGUAAAAUGGCGUCAGCUCCCGAUUACAGCUCCUAUAGCCAGGCGGGUGCCCAGCAGGGGUAUGCCUCAUAUGCUGCCCAGCCAUCACAGAGUUAUGGACAGUCUGCACAGCAAAGCUAUGGCCAGCAGAACUAUGGAUCAUAUGCCCAACCAGCUGCUGCUGCUGCUGACAGCAGUUACACCCAGACAACCCCUGCAGCUGGUGGCUACCCUCAGCAGCAGCAACAGUAUGGGACCUCAUAUGGCCAACAAGCAUCAGCUGGUUAUCCUGCUGCGCAGUCUACCACUCAUAGUUACUCGCAGUCAGCCCAGAGUUAUGGAGCCAGUGGUUAUGAUAGUGCUCCUGCAGCUGCUGCUGCUACCCCAGCUGCCUCCCAGUCUUACGGCUCUCAGCCGGGGUACACUGCCCAGUCUGCCUACCCUGGAUAUGGUCAACAGGCUGCUCCCACUGCUCCUCAGAGUUACAGUGCUAACAGCCAACCCGCCAGUUACAACCAAAGCAGCUACUCCCAGCCUGCAUCGUAUGGACAGCAACAGCCUGGUUACCAGGGACAGCAGGCAGGCUAUAGCCAGCAGCAGGGCUACCAGCAGCAGACACCAACCCAGCAGCAAGCUCCUCCUGCUUACCCCCCGCAGGCAGCUGGUUCCUAUGGGCAGCCCCCAGCCAGUCAGUACAGCCAGCAAGGUGGACCACCUAGCUACAGCCAGUCCAGCCAUUACAAUAACUACAGACAGGAUGGCCAAGGAGGAGGUUCUGGUUACCCUGGUUCUGAGACCGGAAGGUACCCUGGAGCAGACAGCAGGGGCCCUGGCAGGGAUGGCUUUGACCGUGGUGGAAUGAUGCAUCGUGGUCGUGGAGGCAUGGGGCGUGGAAUGGGCAGCGCCGGAGACAGAGGUGGCUUCAGUAAGCCUGGUGGACCGAUGAGCGGAGAUGACCGUGAAAUGGGACGGCCAGAAGAGCAGGAUGACUCUGAGAACAGUACCAUUUACAUCACUGGCUUGACUGAAAAGGCUAACUUGGAGGAAAUGGCAGAGUUCUUCAAACAUGUUGGCCCAAUUAGGAUUAACCGCAGACUUGGCCAGCCUGCUAUCAACAUCUACACCGAUAAGGACACCGGAAAGCCAAAAGGAGACGCCACUCUGUCCUAUGAGGAGCCCAUCUGCGCCAAAGCAGCUGUGGAGCAUUUUGAUGGAAAAGAGUUCCAAGGCCGAAGGCUCAAGGUGUCCAUGGCACGGCGAAAACCAAUGAUGGGUGGGAUGAGAGGAGGCAUGCCCAUGCGGGAUGGGAUGAUGGGCCGUGGAGGUAUGAUGGGCCGUGGAGGGGAACGUGGCGGUUUCGGCCCGCGGGGCGGUCCUCGUGGAAUGGGCCGAGGCGGACCCACGGGGGGCAACAUGCAGCAGAGGGCAGGGGACUGGGAGUGUCCCAACCCGGGAUGCGGCAACCAGAACUUUGCCUGGAGGAUGGAGUGUAACCAGUGCAAAGCCCCCAAGCCCGAGGGCAUGGGCGGCGGCCCCCCGUUCCCCCCGGGCGGCGACAGAGGCCGGGGCGGGAUGGGGAUGCGAGGGGGCAGAGGCAUGGACCGCGGGGGGCCGGCGGGAGUCGGAGGCCCGGGCGGUCCCGGGGGCUUCCGUGGAGGCUGGGGAGGGGACCGCGGCGGGUUCAGGGGGCGCGGUGGAAUGGAGCGGGGAGGGUUCCGGGGCGCUGGGCGUGGAGGACCGCCUAUGGACCGAAUGGGUGGUAGAGGUGGCAGAGGAAUGGGACCACCAGGUGGCAAAAUGGAUAUGAGGGACCAUCGCCAGGAGCGAAGAGACAGACCCUACUGAAGGAAAACUUCCCAUUGUUCCUCUUGUGGAAUUUGAUUUUUAAAAGAUUUUUUUAUUUUUUAUUUAUGAUUCCAUAUUUCAAAGGUUACAGAACUGCUGUCAUACAUUCAGUGCAGUUAGUCAAUUUGUGGUUCUGUUUUUGUUUUUUAGUUUAUCCAUGUUUAUGCUGCAUCCCGUUUUUUUCUUCUUUUUUUUCAUGUUCUUUUUUUUUCUUUUUUUUUUUUUUUUAAUAUGCCGAGUAGCUUUGUAUUUGACAUUGUAUUGUAAAAUGCAAUAUUUUCCAUUAGUUGAUGUAAUUGCCUCCCUUUUCCCAAACCUCACAAUUGUAUGAUGAUAAACUUGGGGAAAUAAAAUUUUACUGAU
Molecule: messenger RNA, 2296 nt
Organism: Menidia menidia (Atlantic silverside)
Lineage: Eukaryota; Metazoa; Chordata; Actinopteri; Atheriniformes; Atherinopsidae
Source: the annotation of a GenBank genome assembly